Messenger RNA from Protobothrops mucrosquamatus (brown spotted pit viper), 3260 nucleotides. It is a transcript of the gene EFCAB5, whose product is annotated as EF-hand calcium binding domain 5. The record is from RefSeq and is a predicted model, not a curated record. Lineage: Eukaryota; Metazoa; Chordata; Lepidosauria; Squamata; Viperidae. The transcript is spliced from 15 exons. The annotation marks the transcript as partial.
AUAUCUAUGCCAGGCCACUGGAAACUCUGGCAACGCUGGACGUGAAGGUGAACCAAGAGGAAUUCGUACAGUAUCUCCUUUCUUACGUCAAAAACUUCACCAGCGACCUCUUCCAGGAGCUGCUGAAGCAUCUGCUCCAAUCUUCUCACGAUGCCCGCAACGCCAUCCGACACGACGUCUGGAGGCAGAUGUUCGUCCAGCUGUUCUUCGAUUGUGAAUAUGGACAGAUAGGACUCUUGGACAGAGCGAAGGUCUUGUCGCUCCUGGAGAAGUUCUACCGCAGCAGCUCGGACCUGGCCAAGGAGAUUUAUUGUAACCCCAAAAAAUGGCCCAUCGCUGAACUGGACGACAUAGACCUGACGGAGUUUUGGGGCAACCUGGAGCCAGACGAUGAAGAGGAACCUCCAGAGGAACCACCUACCCCUGAGCGUACAUUAUCUCAGGAAGCCAUCUACCUCAACAGGAAGCUGAAGGGCAUUCUUUCUGAUGAGCAAGCAGCCCUUGGCGCCAACGGAGAACCAGCCGUCCACGAGCUGGAAGACGCCGAGAUGGAGCAGCAGGUCAGCCCACCGGAAGCGGCGACUGAAGAUGUCCCUACAACAGCCGCCCAAGACGAAGCAGAAGAACCUCAAGCAGAAAUGCCAGCAUCUGAGCUGGAACCCCAGGUGGCAGAGGCUGAAGAGGAGCCCGAAGCUACCACAGAGCCCACCACUGAAGAAGUGGAGAGACCUGCUGGUGAAGAAGCUGCCCCAGAAGACCAUCCAGGGACACCGCUUGAGCCCCUUUUGGAAGGAGAAGAAGUUGUGAAGGAAGUCAAGUCAGAAGAGGCCAUCCUGGCUUCGCCUUCCCAGGUGGCAGCUCGGGUGCAGAAGAUCUUGGACGACGAGGAAGAACCGGUCCCCAAGUCUCCCUCGGUGGAGAAGGACCUUGCUCCAAAGGGAAUGGAAGCGGAAGGGACAGAUGGGCAGGAAGAGCCAGAAGAGAAAGCAGAGCCUGGAACAGAGGUAGAGGAAGAGGAGGCAGGUGGACAGGCCAAGCCAGAAGAGAAAGCAGAGGCAGAUGGCCAAGGACCAGUGGGCCCCAAGGACCAGGCUGCUACUGGAAAAGACAAAGCGCCAGGAGUCUUGGAUACAACCCUGCUUCUCCUCCUCUCUUGCUCCGCCCUCGGCCCUGCCGGCUGUCGGUCAACGGAGCUGCAGGACGUGUUUCUCUUUCCAGAUCUCCGCCUGGGGAUGAUCGAAAUCCAGACUCGGGGCCCCCCGGCCUCCCUCAGCCCCUUUGAGAAGAGCUCCCUCAACCUGCCCCAGUUCGUGCAGCUGAUGGAGACCUUCGUGGGCGAGGGGACGUCCCUGCCGAGGCUGAAGAAGGCGGUCGAGUUCCUGAAGAAGGGCUACCUGCAGACGGAGGCUGAGAGGUUCAGCCAGCUGGAGAAGGUGCAUCAGGCGUCCCUGUUGCUCCGGCAGCAGCUUCUCGUCACGGCCCUUUUCGAGAAGUGGGACAACGAGUGCUCGGGGUUCUUGGAGAUGAAGGAGGUGGACUCGGUCCUCAGCACCUUCAAGGAAGGCAUGGAAGAAGAAGCCUUGACCAGGGCUAAGCUGCAGCUUCCCUUUCCCACCUGGCACCCCAGCGGGAUGGUCAAGCUAACCCAGAGGGACUUCCAAAGCUACGUCGAGCUGGUGAUGUCCGAGCUCACCGGAACCGAACAGGAGACGCUGGACAACCUCGUGGAGUUCCUGAUGAUGGCCGUGGGGCGCCCCCACCUGGAACGGUUGCGCGGGAACGCCCGGCGCAAAUGGCUGCUGCGGAUCGAACACGCGGCUGUGACCGGCGGCGGAUGCAUGGAGCCCAUCUACCAAGCGGUCUUCAAGGCUCUCUCCAGGGACACUGAUGCUCACGGAGACAAGAAGAAGGUCAGCGCCUACAUCGCCCUUCUGGAAUACAACGUCAUAGCCCCUGAGCGGGGAGACAUUCUCCUGCGCUAUGUGGCCUCCACAGAAGACGAUGCCCCUUAUCUCCUCAACCAGAUCCUUUUCAUGGAUAUGCCGGGAGUCAGCUUUCAAGCCGCCUUGGAUGACAGGCCCAUCCAUGUCCCCCGAGUUCACCUGCACGGAAAUAUCCACUUCUGGAACUCCGAUUGCCCCCAAAGCGAGCAGAGGGGCUCCUUCCUGGUGCUGCCCCUGGAAGAUGUCCGGAGAAGGGUCUUUGGGGUCCUCGGACUGGACACGCUCAGGGACAAGAAUGAAAAAACCAUCUUCGUUCCCCAUGAGAUCCGUUACUACCAGGGCAUCGCGCACUACUUCAGCAAAGCCUACCAUCACAUCCGCACCCAGCAAAGUCUGCUGCAGAUUAUCCUCACCGGGGUGGAGUGGCUGUGCGGCCGGGCGCCGGGCCUGCAAAGCAUCACCGCCUACUUCAUGGAGCCUGGAGAGAGCCGGAGCGAGUCUCCCUCAAAGAAAGUUCGAGAUUACCUCUUCAAGUGCAUAGACUGCGCUCUGGUGGUGACUCAGCGCAUCAACGGGGAACAACACGUUGCGGUGCCCCUGAGGAACACAAGCGGCCAAGCUAUCAUGAUGCUGGACCUCAACCUCGGAGCCCGUCAGCAGCUGUCACCUUGUGCCCACAAGGACAUGCAGAAGAUGCUGAAGAUGGUGCAAGCCGCCACUCACGAGAUCCUGAAAGAGGAUUCCGGAGAUCUGGAACCAUAUUACGUCUUGGAGGCUGAAUACGUCGGGGACUGGCGGCGCGGAGGGGUCCUUUUCUACCGCUUCAUGCUGCAGGAUCUACAGCACUGCAUGUGGAAUCUUGAUCCCUGGACCUCCUUCGGCGACAUCCGAUCCUUGGAGAAACCUCCAGCCCUGGUCCACAUCAUCUUGAAAUGUGUGGUGCUUAUUUUGUACCCGCAGUGGGCUGGCACGGAGGAGGUGGAGAAGUGGAGCACCUGCAUACAGAAACUCGACGGAGAACUCAUUGAAAACAUUUGCUACUUUGACCCCACGGCUUCCUACGUGGAGGUCCGGCCGGAGGUGCUGUACAGCUGCCUGAAAGGCGCACGCAGGAAAGCGGUCUGGAGGUUCGGCUCGGCUCCGCUGGAGUACCUUUACAACUGGACGUGCACCUGCUUGUCCCUGAUUGAAAUGUCCAAGAAACUUCAGCACCACAGCAGCAUGGGCAGCUCAGCUUCGGCCCUUUGGACGCCCACCUUGUCUCAGUCCAUCCGCUCGUCCCAAAUCUCGUCUCUCCGGUCCGCCUCUGUUCUCUAA